AUGCUGGUGUCGUCUGUUCAGGUGCUGGGAGCAGCUGCUUUUGGUAAAGGGAAAGGCGGUGUUUGGUCAGAGGAGAUUCAGUGCAGAGGAAGUGAAUCUCAGAUACACGUCUGUUCACGAUCAUCUUCACAGAUGCACAGCUGUUCACAUGACAAUGAUGUGGGAGUGAUCUGUUCUGGUUACACAGAUCUCAGGCUGGUAAACAGUUCAGACUCUUGUUCUGGAAGAGUGGAGCUUCAGUUCCUCAAAGAGUGGGGCACAGUGUGUGAUGCAUGCUGGGAUAUGAGAGCUGCCAGUGUCCUCUGUAGACAGCUGAAUUGUGGGAUUGCUGUGUCUGUUGUGGGAUCAGACUGGUUUGGAGAGGGAAGUGAUGAAAUCUGGGCUGAUGUGUUUGAUUGUGACGGAAAUGAAACAAAACUCUCAGAAUGUUCCAUCUCUUCAUGGAGUCGAGCUGAAUGUUCUCAUAGACGAGAUGUUGGAGUCAUCUGCUCUGGCAGUAAAGCUCAUCAGGGGAACUGCAGCUCUUCACAAACUCUCAACUGCAGCUCCACACAACACCUGUCAGUAAAAAACUUUGGUCGCAGGUCCAUCAGGCUGGUGGGUUCUGGGGGAGACUGUGCAGGGAGGCUGGAGGUUUUUCACAGCGGCUCAUGGGGGACAGUGUGUGAUGACUCCUGGGAUAUUAAAGAUGCUCAUGUGGUGUGCAGACAGCUGCAGUGUGGAGUGGCCCUCAGUAACCAGCAGGUACCAGCCUGGUUUGGUCCUGGUUCUGGACCCAUAUGGCUGGAUGAGGUGGAGUGUGAGGGGAAUGAGACGUCCCUGUGGAGCUGCUCUUCUCCAGGCUGGGGAAAACAUGACUGUCAACACAAGGAGGACGUAGGAGUUGUGUGCUCAGAGUUUAAAGAGAUCAGGUUAACUGAGGGCUGUGAAGGGAAUGUGGAGUGCAGAGGGAAUGAGAUUCACCUGUGGGACUGUCCUCUCUCCCUGAAUAACCACACUGACUAUUUGCCAGAUGUGUCAGUGUCCGCUACUCCUGCCACAACAUCAUCAGCUUCUCCUCCAGUUUCUCCUUCAGUGCGCUCAACAUCAGUCACUCCUCCACAAACUCCUCCAGCAGCGUCUCUCUCCGUCCCCCCAGUGCUUGUGAUUGUUCUGGGAGUUGUGCUCUUACUGCUCUUAGUGCCACUGCUUAUACUGAUUCAGCAGAACAGAGUGAUGAGGAGAGCUCUCUCUAAGAGGAGACACAGGACGACGACUGAGGCCGUUUAUGAGGAGAUUCAGCACAGACACAAUCACUUCACUCAGAGGGGGAGUCUCAUCUCUGAAGAACUGCAUUCUGGGUAUGAAGAUGCUGAUGACCUUCUCUCAGCAAAAGAGUUCAAGACCGCAUAUUAUGAUGAUGUCACCAAUGACAGUAGCCUAAAAGAAGAGAUGCUGAAGGAAAUCACACCGGGAUACUAUGAUGACGUCAUCACUGAUGGACUGAAACCAGAUCGUGAGACAGAAGACACACCUGAGAGCUAUGAUGAUGUCAUGACGAGCGGACAGAACUCUGAUAUCAAAAAAGUGGACACACCAGAGAAUUAUGAUGAUGUCAUCAUUAAUCGACGGAUCUCUCAAGGGGUAACAGAGAGAGUUCAGGAGGAGUAUGAUGAUGUGAUGAGUGUCAGUGAAGAUGUAAGAAACCUGUUGGAUUACGAUGAUGUGGAGGAAGAGGUAAACAAAGAAUCUGUCUCAAUGAUCACACCCACUGCCUCAGUUCAACAAAUUUGA
This is a messenger RNA of Sinocyclocheilus rhinocerous, 1773 nucleotides long. Its product is annotated as scavenger receptor cysteine-rich type 1 protein M130-like. NCBI's taxonomy places the organism in Eukaryota, Metazoa, Chordata, Actinopteri, Cypriniformes, Cyprinidae. Gene Ontology annotation, cellular component: membrane. The transcript has 16 exons. Bases 1 to 1773 code for a protein of 590 amino acids. The record is from RefSeq and is a predicted model, not a curated record.